Bursaphelenchus xylophilus (pine wood nematode) is the source of this 1571-nucleotide messenger RNA. The record is from the annotation of a GenBank genome assembly. NCBI's taxonomy places the organism in Eukaryota, Metazoa, Nematoda, Chromadorea, Rhabditida, Aphelenchoididae.
AUGAAGAUCUCAACCCUCCGAAUAUGGCUGCUUUCGACCUUAUCCAUGUGCACAAUCGCCUUAAUCCUAUGUUUGAUCGCGUUGCCUUCAAUGUAUUUGGAGAUGAGGCAAAUUUAUGGUGACGUCAUGAUGUCUGUCGAAGAUUUCAAGGUGAUUUUUUUGAUACCUUUGGAUAAUUUUUGCUUUCGAAAAAAGUUUUUUGAUGCCUACAACAAUAUAAUAAUGCCUCAAAAAAAAAUUUCAGAUGAAUACGGACAAAGCGUGGGUGGAUUUGAUGUUGGUUCAACAGGAAUUCACCCUAAAACACGACGGAAUUUUGAUCAAUCCCUUUGUUCGAAUCUCAAGAUCCAAAAGAGCGCCUAAGGCGCAUGCCGCCAAAACAUUGGGAGAGCAUUGUAAUUGUGGAGUCAUCCCGACUUGUCCACCCGGCCCUCCUGGCCCGCCGGGAUUACCGGGAGAGGACGGAUUCCCGGGGAUUUCUGGUAAGUCUUCAUAGGUUUGAUAUGGCUGGAAGAUUGAAAAUUUUUAAAACACGCUCAUGAAACCAACAUAUCGAAUUCUCAGGUCAAAUAUAUCGCUUCAAAAUUUAAAUUCAGCGAUGUGAUUGGCGCUGCGACAGGGCACUCACUAUUUUCCCGACAGACCUUUUCUCAAGUAAUCAAAAAACAAAAAAAAAUCGCAAAACUUCAACGUACAGAAGACCGUAUCCAGUGGCAAAAAACGUACCAUUUCGCAUCAGGGAAGUAUUGAAAAUGCAGCAAAAUACCUCCAUUUCCAAGUGAAAAAACCCGUUUUGAAGGGCUCCCUCAGAAAAACUGACGGUGCGCUUUCGAAAUCGGAGUCUUUCACUUGGAAAUGGAGGCAUUUUGCCACAUUUUUGACGCUUCCGGGAUACAAAAUGGUAUGUUUUUUUGCCACUGGAUCAGGUCCGCCACUGUAUGCAGGACAUGGAGGCAAUGUUUUGCGUCUAUCUCUUCGUUUCAGGCCCUCCCGGACACGACGCUCCCGACACGUACAACCGGAACUGCGGCCUCUCCACUGGCAUCUGCAUCAAAUGCCCAGCCGGCCCUCCGGGCCCCAAGGGUCCGGACGGAGAGCCCGGCUUCCCCGGACCGACCGGUCCACCCGGCACAGCCGGCGACAAACUGUCCAGUUCGGUGGGCCCGCCCGGUCCGGUCGGACCGCAAGGCGAUCCAGGACCGCCCGGCGAGAACGGCCCUCCCGGCCCGCCCGGAAAGAAAGGCAAAUCAAUGGUGGUGCAAGCGGGCGUUCCCGGCGCCAAAGGCCCUCCCGGAAUGCGCGGACAGCCCGGAGUUCCCGGCGAACCGGGUGCCCCCGGAAAACCCGGCGCAGUCGGCCCCGAAGGCCCUGAAGGCCCGGCGGGCGGACCGGGACUGGACGGCGAGGACGGCGGAGUAGGCCCUCAAGGCGAGCCGGGAUCGCCUGGAGAGGAUGCGGCCUACUGCCCAUGCCCGAAAAGAGUGAACAUCUACACGUUGAGGGACAAUGCCAUCAACAUGGAGGACAAGGAUGUCAUCAAAAGCUAUGGCCAUGCGGUUUUUAAAAAGUAA